AUGCCCAUCCCCAACGUCAUCAUCCAGAUUGCGUACAAGAACAAAAACCUCUACGGUCGGCGCGAGAAGCUCGACCUGUGGAUGCACCCUGACACGUCUGUGCAAGUCGCCAUUGGCGUCAUGAUCUUCCACCGAGGGAAGCACCGCGUGGCCAUUUUGCAUCAGCGCGGUCACGGGACGACCGAGCUCGAGUUUGGUCAACGCCGCGCCGAGACCCACGGUCUUGUGACCGAGAAGGAG
This is a messenger RNA of Saprolegnia parasitica CBS 223.65, 240 nucleotides long. RefSeq lists its product as hypothetical. The transcript has a single exon. The annotation marks the transcript as partial. Lineage: Eukaryota; Oomycota; Saprolegniomycetes; Saprolegniales; Saprolegniaceae. The record is from RefSeq and is a predicted model, not a curated record.